Messenger RNA from Parastagonospora nodorum SN15, 1300 nucleotides. RefSeq lists its product as hypothetical. Gene Ontology annotation, biological process: endoplasmic reticulum tubular network organization. Gene Ontology annotation, cellular component: endoplasmic reticulum tubular network. The coding region runs from base 128 to 1300 and encodes 390 amino acids. The record is from RefSeq and is a predicted model, not a curated record. NCBI's taxonomy places the organism in Eukaryota, Fungi, Ascomycota, Dothideomycetes, Pleosporales, Phaeosphaeriaceae. The transcript is spliced from 3 exons.
UGACGUCGCAAGUUCCCUAGUUGUGACCUGCUUGCCUUUGCACGCGAGCAUGCAUUGCUGGCCGCGACAAUAAUCGAGCUCGAGCACCCAUAGCGGGCUCCACUGACGAGAUCAAGAACAAGAUACCAUGGUGUCGCUCUGGCCUUGGAGGGCCAGCGAAGAUGCUGCAUCCUUCGAGAAGACGCUGAACACUCUUACGGGCAAGAUCGCGAGGGCUACCGCCGUCAAUGACCGCCAACGCCAGCUGUCGAGACGCGCACGUGUCAUGUGGACGCUCUAUGCGGGCUUUGCAUACAUCCUGGCUGCACUGCUGCUUACUCUGGUGACGGGCUGGCAGAACUGGGGGGCUUUGGAAGGCUCUAUUGUCGCUGGCGGCCCUGUAGUCAUCUACGGCAUCCGCUACGCGCUCACGAGCUACUUCGAUUACCGCAUCAGGAACACGGACAAGUUCCUCAAGAAGCUCAACAAGGACCGAGAUGCCACCAUCGAGCGGCUGAAGGAGGCCACCAAAUACAACUCGACACAACAGCUGCUCGAGAAGUAUGGUGCUUCGCCAAAGCAGAAGGAACAGCCACCCGCGUCGCCACAGAAGCAGCAGCAAGGCCAGCAGAAGCAACAGCCCCAAGGUCCCCGAACUGGCAUGGCUCCUCCGCCAACUGCGAACAUUCAACGUCCCCCCGGCCAGCCACAACCUUCGACACCCCAGCGCCCGCCCUCGAACAUCUCAUCCCCACAGGGACCGUCUCCGCCGCCGCCGCAGUUAGCAGCCCUAGAAGCUCCCGGUGCCGAAUUCGCACCCAAUGCCUUUGGUUCGGCUGAAUUGACCAAGCAAUUCUCUGCCGCUCCUGCCGCUACCUUUGCCCAGACUCAUUGGUACGACCGCAUCCUCGACGCUCUGCUCGGUGAAGAUGAGACGCAGGCUAAGAACCGUCUCGCACUCAUCUGCUCAGAAUGCCGCCUGGUCAACGGACAGGCACCACCGGGCGCUCGAGGCAUCGAAGACGUUGGUCGAUGGCGAUGCAGCAGCUGUCGUGCUUGGAAUGGUCAGGAGAAGCCUCGCGAGCAUGUCCAAGAACUCGUGAAGACUUGGGAAGCUGAGCGCAACGCCAAAGAAAAGCAAGUCGGCAUAAGCGCUGACGAUGGUAUUGAUUCGUCGGACAGUCGGGAAAGCGAGGAUGACAGAGGAGCAGCGGAUGAAGGUUCUGGAGUUGAUGUCGGGCAUGCGCUGGUGGAGGAGGUCGUUGAGGCGCCUCCAGCAAGAAGCACGCGGAGCAAGACGAAGAGCAAGGGGAAGAAGUGA